UACACUGUUAAAAGAAGCAUUACAGCAGCUUGACCUAUUGCUGAACCAUGGUUCAACUAACAAUGGACCUAAUUGCUAAAAAUGCUGGUCACAAGAAUCGUAGUGACGAGGACUUUGGACAAUACCUGCAAAAACUAACUCAUCUGAAUUUGUCAGAUAAAAAUAUAGACACAAUUGGUGAUCUCUCUUUCUGUAAAAAUCUGAGAGUUCUGUAUUUAUAUGAUAACCAAAUCAGCCAAAUCCAGMACUUGGACUUUGCUUCAAAUAUAACACAUCUUUACCUUCAGAACAAUCGUAUUUCAAGUAUAGAAAAUCUCUCCUCACUGAAAAAACUUGAAAAACUGUAUUUGGGAGGCAAUUAUAUCACGGUAGUAGAGGGUUUGUAUAAAGUAGGAGAAAUAAGGGAGCUACAUAUUGAAAAUCAACAUCUCCCUCUUGGUGAAAAGCUUCUGUUUGAUCCAUCAUCUCUUAAAUCCCUGGCAAAAUCUCUGUCUGUAUUGAAUAUCAGCAAUAACAACAUUGAUGAAUUAGAAGAACUGGCAGUUUUGGAAAACCUUUCCUAUCUUAAAGCAAUCGACAAUCGACUUAAACAUAUGAAGGAUUUGGAGAUUGUAUUAAACAAAUGGACAAAGCUACGCAGAAUAGAUCUUACAGGAAACCCCAUUUGUCAAAAACCAAAGUACAGGGACAGGAUUAUAGUACAAUCACCGACUUUAGCUGACACUGGAACACACGUUCCCCCUCUUCCCUUUCAUGGGAUUCACUCUGUAAAAGGAAAAGCAAAUCUUUUAGGUUUGUCUCACAAGCAGAAAGCUGAAAGAAAACCUCUGCCAAGAAUCCGUGAAAGAAGAAGUCAGAUGAAAACUCAGGUUGAGAAGAAAUCUGAAGUCAAGGCAGAAGUAAUUUGAAUUCUAAAAGCCAGAAGUUACAGGAUAUGGAAAUUUACCCAUUAUUGAUGUUUCCCCCUCAAAGCUUACAAAGAAAGUUUCUGUUGUCUCCAUGGAUAUAUUAUCUGUGUCUUUUUAAUCUCAAAACCAGACAAAAUUAUGUAUGUUUAACUUAGCAUUACUUUCUAAGAACAUUCAGAAAAAUAAGGGGACUGCCUAUUAAUUUAGAAGAAAUGCUUUGUCUCAAAAGCAUGUAAAAACAUCAGCACAUGCUAAGCUAAAAUGGUUGCCUAAUUCUUAAACUUCAUCAAGAAAUGAACUGGUUUUAGCCAGUGUCUUACCUAGUAGCUGCUUUUUCCUUAUAUGAUACUCGGCAAUUGUGCAGAGGCGUGUUCACUGUGGAGUCAAGGAGUCAUUAAGUUCGAAAAAUAYCUCUAAGAUCAUGCAGUCCAACUGUUAACCUAACACACCAUGUUCACCACUAAAUCAUGUCCCCAGGCACCACAUCUACACAUUUUUUUAACACUUCCAAAGAUGGUGAUUCCACCAUUUYUGUGGGCAGCCUACUCCAAUGCUUGACCACCCUUCCAGCAAAGAACUUUUUCUCAACACCCAUUCCAAAUCUCCCAUGGUGCAACUUCAGGCUGUUUCCUCUUGUCCUGUCACUUKUUACUUCAGAGAAAAGACCAGCCCCCACCUGUCUGCAACCUCCUUUCAGGUGGUAAGGUUCUGAAKCUCCUUUUCUCCAGAUUAAAUACCUYGAGCUUCAUCAGACACUGCUCAUCAGACUGKCGCUUCAGACCCUUCACCAGCUCCAUUGCUGUCCUCUGGACACACUCCAGCACCUCAAUGCCUUUGUAAACUAAAUACAAGGGUCCAAAACUGAACACAGGAAUCGAGGUGCUGCCUCACCAGUGCUGAGUGCAGGGGGACAAUCACUGCCCUGGUCCUGCUGGCCACACUAUUGCUGAUACAGGCCAAGGUGCCAUUGGCCUUCUUGGAGCAUGGCUGGCUCAUGUUCAGCCCACUGUCAACCAGCACCCCCAGGUUCUUUUCCAUCAGGCAGCUUUCCGGCCACUCUGUC
Messenger RNA from Malurus melanocephalus (red-backed fairy wren), 1971 nucleotides. RefSeq names its product protein phosphatase 1 regulatory subunit 42 (gene PPP1R42). The coding region runs from base 48 to 908 and encodes 286 amino acids. NCBI's taxonomy places the organism in Eukaryota, Metazoa, Chordata, Aves, Passeriformes, Maluridae. The record is from RefSeq and is a predicted model, not a curated record. Gene Ontology annotation, molecular function: protein binding. The transcript is spliced from 7 exons.